Molecule: messenger RNA, 4559 nt
Organism: Archocentrus centrarchus (flier cichlid)
Lineage: Eukaryota; Metazoa; Chordata; Actinopteri; Cichliformes; Cichlidae
Gene: usp44
Product: ubiquitin specific peptidase 44
Exons: 7
Coding region: 278-2521 (747 amino acids)
Biological process (GO): protein deubiquitination
Molecular function (GO): zinc ion binding; cysteine-type deubiquitinase activity
Source: RefSeq, a predicted model, not a curated record
AGGAUCUGCUGCGGUGAAGGAGAGGCUCGAAGUUGUCCUGAGGUCCGUACUAUGGAAGUGGGAUGAACCUUACCCACUCCAGCACAGGUUAGGUUCCCGAUUAGAGAUCAACAGACAGCACCACCAUGCCCUGGGAGGGUCUCAUUUCUCAGUCCGCCAUGGUUACCAUGGUGAUAUGAAGCCAGUGUGAAGCACUGACACACACAGACUCACACACAAAAGGGUCAGUUAUUGACUGACACAGCCAGCCAGCCAGAUUGGCGGGCAGGCUUGUGUAAUGGACAGGUGUAAGCAUGUGGGGCGGCUGCGGCUGGCCCCGGACCACUCCAUCCUUAACCCCCAGAAGUGGCACUGCGUCGACUGCAACACCACCGAGUCCAUAUGGGCCUGCCUCGGCUGUGCCCACGUGGCGUGUGGCCGCUACAUCGAGGAGCAUGCUCUGCAGCACUUCCAGCAGCAGGGCCACCCGCUGGCGAUGGAGGUUAAUGAACUUUAUGUUUUUUGUUAUUUGUGUGAUGACUAUGUACUGAACGAUAAUGCCACCGGAGACCUCAAGCUGCUUCGCAGUACGCUCAGCGCCAUCCAGAGCCAGCGCUAUGAGGUCACCACCCGCAGUGGGCGCACCCUACGCUCUGCUAGCGCCACUGUGGAUGCCCUCAUGCCAUCCGGUGCCCGUGAGUUGCAGCUGAGGGACGAGGAUAGAAUGUUUACUGCUCUCUGGCACCGCCGCAGAGCACUUAUGGGACGCAUCUUUCGCUUUUGGUUUGGCCUGACUGAAUGCGGAAAAAGGAGAGCGGAGGAAGAGAGGAGGAGGGAGGAAGAGGAGCAGCAGAAGAGGGAGGCCAGGGAGAGGAGGAGGGCUCUAAAGAGGCAGCUACAGGAGGAGCUGGAGAACGCUCCUCUGAGAAAGAGUCGUCGCUUGCGUCAGAAAAGCCAGCGACUUGGUGAUCCGGCGACCAGAACUCCAAUUUCUCACAGGGCACGCAACAAGGUGAAAACUCCAGCGCGCCCAUCACUCACACGCAGGCAACGGACUCGAAGCCCUGCUGCUGUAACCCCCAAGAAAGCUGGACAAACAAAAAAGGUCCAAGCAACCCCCAAAGCCCGGAGCCGUUCUUCAACUACCAAAUCUAAGCCCAGAGCGGCCUCAGCGACCCCACGCACUGCCCAAACCCCUGUCUGCCGAAAGCAAAGCACCAAACAGGACGGCUCACCCUUUAAGCGGCGUCCUACAGUCCCUCCUGGAGUGACUGGAUUAAGGAAUUUGGGAAACACUUGUUAUAUGAACUCCAUCCUGCAGGUGUUGAGUCACCUGCAUGUUUUCAGGGAGUGCUUCCUGCGUCUGGAUCUGACCCAGGCACUGGAGCUACUGGCAUCUGCCGUCCAUGGCCAACUGGCAGGAAAGGUCUCAUCACAGCCCCCCCUGGUCCAAAGGAAGGGAUUCCAGACCAGCUCAGGCUCUGGGAUAGGGCUGAGCGGCGGGGCAUCACGGGCUCGCAGCAUGGAGCUGAUACAACCCAAAGAGCCCAGCUCGAAGCACAUCUCACUCUGCCAUGAGCUGCACACCUUGUUCCAGGUCAUGUGGUCUGGCAAGUGGGCGCUGGUAUCGCCUUUUGCCAUGCUGCACUCGGUGUGGCAGCUGAUCCCGGCGUUCAGGGGCUACGCUCAGCAGGAUGCACAGGAGUUCCUGUGUGAGCUGCUGGAUAAGGUGCAGCACGAGCUGGAAAGCACCGGCAAGCACACGACCACUGCCGGGGUCCCUCAAACGCAGAAACGGCUCAUCAAGCAGGUGCUCAGCGUGGUCAACACCAUCUUUCAUGGCCAGCUCCUCAGCCAGGUAACGUGCCUGGCCUGCGACCAUCGCUCCAACACUGUGGAGCCUUUCUGGGAUCUGUCGUUGGAGUUCCCGGAGCGGUAUCACAGUAAUAGCAGGGAGUCGGCCGCUCAGGCUUCGUGCCAUUUGACGGAAAUGUUGGCCAAGUUUACAGAGACUGAAGCUCUGGAGGGAAACAUCUACGCCUGUGACCAGUGUAACUCUGCCAGAAGGCGGACUUUGUCCAAACCGGUCAUCCUGACUGAAGCACAGAAACAGCUGAUGGUUCACAAACUGCCUCAGGUCCUCCGACUCCACCUCAAACGCUUCAGGUGGUCCGGGCGGAACCACCGGGAAAAAAUCGGAGUCCACGUCAGCUUCGACCAGGUCCUCAACAUGGAGCCCUACUGCUGCCGAGAGCCCUCACCCAAAGGCGUGCCCUGCUCCAAUACCAGCAGCCCCAGCGCCGCAGGCUCGCCGCGCCCAAAGCACUUCCUCUACGAGCUCUCGGCUGUGGUGAUGCAUCAUGGGAAGGGUUUUGGCUCUGGCCACUACACUGCAUACUGCUACAACACAGAAGGAGGCUUCUGGGUUCACUGUAAUGACUCUAAGCUGAACGUGUGCUCGGUGGAGGAGGUGUGCCGCGCUCAGGCUUACAUCCUCUUCUACACACAGCGAGUAUCUCAGGACAGAGACCGGCCGCUAUAGGACCACACGCCUCCGUGAACCCCACCGCCGCCUGCUCGUCAUCCUCCGCUUUAGCCUGACCACUCAGCGAGGUGACAUCAGCACAGCCCUACCUAUCCCUCUUUCUGUUCCCUCUCUUUCUUUGGGCAUUUUAUAUCCUGGGUGGAUGGGUCUUUUUAGUCUAUUUUUCUAUUAAAAAAAAAAAAAGAGAGAGAGAGGAAGGACGUGUUUGUAAAGUCGGGUUCUGCUUUGUGAUCUUCUUGUAUAUUGUGUUUAUAUGUAGGUAUUUUUUAAAAAUGAUGUUUGUGAUUUAUGUACAGUUGUAUUUUAUAAAGAUGAGAGUAUCAGUCAGUCAAGGUGUGUGUCUGUGUCAAGCAGCCAGCAGACUUUGGCCAGGCAUGACUACAUACAUACGUACAGGUGUCCUCUACAGGUUUGCCUACCUACCUGUACGUGGGGCUUGUUGAUUGUAAAUGCUGUUUGUUUGUUUUUGUUUUGUUUUUUAAUAAUUCAGCUGAAAUGUUUCUCAGUCACUUUAGAUAGUCAACACAGAACUGGAUGUAGGGUUGUAAAAUGUCAUUCACUCAGUAGAAAUGGCCUCCCUGUGCGUGAGACAGGUAAAAGUUUUUGUAGGUGUUUCUCCCAUUUUCCUGCCACAAAUGCACUUAAGUGUACAGAACAGGUUGCACGUGUUGGUGUCGGUUGGUUGUUAAAAAUCUGCACACAAGCAGUUUGUUUUUCCACUGUGAGGCAGACCUCAAGCUGAAGCCUUUGGAGGAAGUGUUUGGAAAAAAAACUGCUUUUCCGAAACGGUUCAGUGUUUUUUUGUUUUGUUUUUUUAUAUUCCUGCUUUUACUGAUGGCUGCAAACAAAAUGUGACAGGCCUGCAUUAAGCUAAAGAUCAGAAGACUUUAGGAGAAUAAAGUCAAAAUAUUGUGAAUGAUAGUGAAAAACUAUUUCAGAAUCAUUUUUGGAGUACUAGUUGAAAUAAAGUCGAAACAUAUAUUGCAGGAAAAUCUAAAUUCUAUUCCUGAAAUUAAGUCAUUAAGUUUUGAGAAUAAAGAUGAAAUUUUGAAAGGAAAUUUGGAAUACUGUUUGAAGAGUAAAGUUUGACUUUGGGAAUAAAGUCAGCACAGUAUUCCAAAGGUACUACUAAUCUGAAAAUGAAGUCGGUAUUCUAUUCUGGAAGUGAAGUCGUAGUUUUGACAUGAAAUUCAGCAUUUGAAGAAAUUUAGGUUACUGUUUUAAAAGUAAAGUCAAAAUACUAGUUUAACAACAGCAAUUAAAAUACUAUUCCAGGGAAUACAGUGGAAAAUCAUCUCCAGAUAUUCUGAGAGCCGAGUCAAAAUUUUGAUAACAGUUAAAGGUGUUAAAAGUUCCACAUCCAGAUAUUAUUCCCAGAGUUCACAUGCGGUUAUUCUCAACAUUUUGACUUUAUUUCCAAAAUCUCAGCUUUAUUUUCAAGAUGCCAAAUGAAAUAAACCCUCUCAUUUGAUUUCUUAGUGGUCGGGAUCGCCUUCAUAGAGGGUGGAUGUGGUUUAGGCUCAGCGCUGCCACCUGUCUGCCUCAGAAUGUAACUGCAGAGCGUAAACCAUCCCCGACCAGGCAGAUACUGCUCUUCUAGAAAAGUGCCCUUUUUUUUAAACAAAUAACCUAUUUUUAUAGUUCAUAUCAAUUCAGCAAAGUGGGAAUCCCACACAGACCAGCAUUUUUAGAUUAUGAAUGUAUUUUUUUAUACAAUUCUCAGAGAUUUUACAAAGGAGGCCAUUGACUGUUUUAAAGUUUUUAAAGUUUUAAAUGUUUUACUCAACCACUUUGUUCUGAUUGUUGAAAACCACCAGCAGUUAAUGACAGAUUUCACUGUUCAGUUAUGUUCUUUCUGAUGACCUGACUUGAGGGGAGUUAAAGCACACGUCAUUCAUCUGGGUUUUUAUUCACUGUCCACAGUUCUAUAAUGUGUUAUCAUUUUGGUUACUGCUCCAUGAAUGCGCCGUGUGUAAAUUAAUGGAAGUUAUACUAUGCAAAUUGUUACCUCAACUUUUUUUUUUCUAGAAAAAAA